GAACAAAGCGCGGCCUGCGGGCGGCGGCUGGGCUCGGCCGGCGGGGCCGGGGGUGCUGGGCCUGAGCCGGGGGCCCGAGCUGAGCCUUGGAGGGAAGGAGUUAGCAUCGCCGUCCGCGCCGGGCCGGCCAUGAAUGGGCUGCCCUCGGCCGACGUGGCGGGUGGCGCGGGCUGCGCCCUGGCCGGGCUCCCUCCGCUGCCGCGCGGCCUCAGCGGUCUCCUCAACGCUAGCGGGGGCUCGUGGCGGGAGCUGGAGCGUGUCUACAGCCAGCGCAGCCGCAUCCACGAUGAGCUGAGCCGCGCCGCCCGCGUCCCGGACGGGCCCCGCUGCGCCUCCGGCGCCGCCAACGCGGGACCCACCGGCGGUACCCCCGGCGCGCGUCGCCCUGUCAACCUCGACUCGGCACUAGCAGCGCUGCGCAAGGAGAUGGUGGGCUUGCGACAGCUGGAUAUGUCCCUGCUCUGCCAGCUGUGGGGCCUGUAUGAGUCUAUCCAGGACUACAAGCACCUGUGCCAAGACUUGAGCCUGUGCCAGGACCUGUCAUCCUCCCUGCACUCAGACAGCUCCUACCCACCUGAUGCUGGCUUAUCUGAUGACGAAGAGCCUCCUGAUGCCAGCCUGCCCCCGGACCCACAGCCUCUCACUGUGCCCCAGACGCACAAUGCCCGUGACCAGUGGCUGCAGGAUGCCUUCCACAUCAGCCUCUGAAGAGCUGGCAGGAGGCAAGGGGCAUGCACCCAUGCAAAACACUUAGAAAACUCACCCCUCAGCAAAUACUCAGACUACAGUGCCUGCUUUUCCCCCUACCACCUCACCUCACAGGAGGGCAAAGCUUGGGCCCCUCAGAGGCAAAACUGCCAGUCUCCCUCCUCUCUGGGGUUAGCUGGCACUGGGGUGGGUUACCUGGGCUAUAGCCUCUGCCCAUGGAACUGGACCUCCACUUCUCCCACAUGUGUGCACCCCUGCUUUAGUGCCAGACCGAAGGCUGGCAGUGGGACCCAAAGCAUCUUGCAGUCCUUUUGGCAUCUCUGGGAUUGGGACGAGUAUCUGGCUCCCACCUCUUUUCAACCUUUUGCUGCUGUUGGCAGCUGCUCAGGAGCAUCCCAUCUCUGAUCCCUGGGUUCUACUGCCCUAGACGAGGACCCCAGGUGCCAUUUCUGCACCCACCCGUGGCCAGGAGGGCCAAGGCUCUUUGCUGGGUAUUUAAGUUUAGGGGCCAGCCCUCUGGGCACUUAGGUAAAUAAAUUCUUUCUCAGCGUU
Manis pentadactyla (Chinese pangolin) is the source of this 1260-nucleotide messenger RNA. RefSeq names its product family with sequence similarity 89 member B (gene FAM89B). The record is from RefSeq and is a predicted model, not a curated record. Bases 130 to 708 code for a protein of 192 amino acids. Lineage: Eukaryota; Metazoa; Chordata; Mammalia; Pholidota; Manidae. Gene Ontology annotation, biological process: establishment of cell polarity; negative regulation of SMAD protein signal transduction; negative regulation of transforming growth factor beta receptor signaling pathway. Gene Ontology annotation, molecular function: transcription corepressor binding. The transcript is spliced from 2 exons. Gene Ontology annotation, cellular component: cytoplasm; lamellipodium.